Messenger RNA from Conger conger (European conger), 874 nucleotides. RefSeq names its product SRY-box transcription factor 14 (gene sox14). The record is from RefSeq and is a predicted model, not a curated record. The transcript has a single exon. Bases 1 to 717 code for a protein of 238 amino acids. NCBI's taxonomy places the organism in Eukaryota, Metazoa, Chordata, Actinopteri, Anguilliformes, Congridae. Gene Ontology annotation, molecular function: DNA-binding transcription factor activity, RNA polymerase II-specific; RNA polymerase II cis-regulatory region sequence-specific DNA binding. Gene Ontology annotation, biological process: anatomical structure morphogenesis; regulation of DNA-templated transcription; cell differentiation.
AUGUCAAAGCCAGUAGAUCACAUCAAGAGACCCAUGAAUGCCUUCAUGGUUUGGUCCCGGGGCCAGAGGAGAAAAAUGGCACAGGAGAAUCCCAAAAUGCACAACUCAGAAAUCAGCAAAAGACUUGGCGCAGAAUGGAAGCUGCUAUCAGAAUCGGAAAAGCGACCGUACAUUGAUGAGGCGAAGAGACUGCGAGCACAGCACAUGAAAGAACACCCUGACUACAAAUACAGACCAAGACGCAAGCCCAAGAAUUUACUCAAGAAAGACAGGUACGUCUUUCCCCUUCCCUACCUUGGGGAUACGGAUCAUUUGAAAGGACUUCCUGUAUCUGCCACGGACACUCUUCUGGGAUCCUCAGAAAAAGCUAGAGCGUUUCUGCCGCCGACAUCGGCACCUUACUCUUUCCUCGACCCAAGCCAGUUCAGUUCUAGCGCAAUUCAGAAGAUGACAGAGAUGCCCCACACUUUGACUACCAGCACUUUACCAUAUGCUUCUUCGUUAGGAUACCAGAAUGGCGCUUUUGGAAGCUUGGGCUGCCCGAGUCAGCACACCCACACUCACCCAUCACCCACAAACCCUGGGUACGUCGUACCCUGUAACUGUACCGCCUGGUCAGCGUCGAGUUUACAGCCCCCGGUUGCCUACAUACUUUUCCCGGGUAUGACCAAAACUGGGAUAGAUCCCUACUCUUCAGCACAUGCUGCUGCUAUGUAACUGACUAAUUUCCUAAACUUGAAUACAGCAAUGCAUGUAAAUAAGAACAUCAAGUCAAAAUAAAAUGAUUAAACUAAGGAAGCCAUGGACUUCUGUUUUAAAGGAAAACGAACUAAAACUUUUUAUGAUCACAAACAGGACGUUUCUACAAAGACCU